This is a messenger RNA of Trichoderma citrinoviride, 2784 nucleotides long. RefSeq names its product kinase-like protein. Gene Ontology annotation, cellular component: cytoplasm; autophagosome. NCBI's taxonomy places the organism in Eukaryota, Fungi, Ascomycota, Sordariomycetes, Hypocreales, Hypocreaceae. The coding region runs from base 1 to 2784 and encodes 927 amino acids. The record is from RefSeq and is a predicted model, not a curated record. Gene Ontology annotation, molecular function: protein serine/threonine kinase activity; ATP binding. The transcript has 3 exons. Gene Ontology annotation, biological process: autophagosome organization; protein autophosphorylation; peptidyl-serine phosphorylation.
AUGGCGAGCCGACAGGACAGUUCCUCCCUCGGCUCCCGGCGGUCGGGUGGACGGAACGUAGGCCAGUUUGUCAUCGACAAAGAGAUUGGCAAAGGCAGCUUUGCCCAGGUGUAUAUGGGCUGGCAAAAGGACACGCGAGCUGCCGUGGCCAUCAAAUCCGUCGAACUAGAUCGCCUGAACAAGAAGCUGAAAGAAAACCUAUAUGGCGAAAUCCAGAUUCUCAAGACCCUUCGACAUCCGCACAUCGUCGCCCUCCAUGACUGUCUCGAAUCCGCCACGCACAUUAACCUCGUCAUGGAAUACUGCGAGCUCGGUGACCUGUCCCUCUUCAUCAAGAAACGUGACAAGCUCAUUACCCAUCCCGCCACCCACGACAUGGCCCGCAAGUACCCCAGCACCCCUGACGCUGGCCUGCACGAAGUCGUCAUCCGGCAUUUCCUCAAGCAGCUGGCGAGUGCCCUGGAGUUCCUACGGAGCAAAAACUACGUCCACCGCGAUGUCAAGCCGCAGAACCUGCUGCUGCUGCCCUCGCAGGCAUUUAGGGAACAGCGAAACCUCCCCAUCAUGGAGGCCAGCCAGGACUCGUUGAUACCAAUGUCCGGCAUCGCCUCCCUGCCGAUGCUCAAGCUUGCUGAUUUCGGAUUCGCCCGUGUUCUGCCCGCGACGUCUCUCGCCGACACCCUCUGCGGUUCACCCUUGUACAUGGCCCCGGAGAUCCUCCGUUACGAGCGGUACGAUGCCAAGGCCGACCUGUGGUCCGUCGGGACUGUCCUGUAUGAAAUGAUUUCUGGAAGGCCCCCCUUCCGCGCGAGAAACCAUGUCGAACUGCUGAGGAAGAUAGAAGCUGCCGAAGACGUCAUCAAGUUCCCUAGAGACAUCCCCAUUACGCCCGAAAUGAAAUCCCUCGUAAGAAGCCUGCUCAGAAGGAACCCCACGGAGAGGCUGCCGUUUGAAGACUUCUUUUCCCACCCCAUCGUCGUCAACGAGAUCCCAGGUCUGGUGGAGGACGACGUCCCAAGGCCCGCUAAGCGCGAGCUGAAGACAAUCCCUCAAGGAGAAGUUGCCGCCCCGUCACCGCGCGUUGGCUCCCUGCGAAACGGGACCUUCGAAGCCCCGCCCACCAGGUCGUCUCGGGAAGUGCUGCCUCGGUCAUCGCCAUUGACAGAGAGCCCCAGCGAGGGUCGACAUCGGCCGCCGUCUGGCGAGUAUCACCGGCGGCCAAACUCACCCCGGGAGGCUGGAGCUGGCCUGGGCAUUCAGCGCCCAACAGUGUCUCAUGCCAUCUCUAUGCCCAAUCAUCCACGAGUGUCCAAGACAUCUCUUCAAAACACCUCGCCACCUUCGUCUCUGAGCCAGGACAUGCGCAAGGCUCGAGUGCCAAGCGGCAAGGCUCUCACCGAGGAAGAGGAAAAGGCCGCCCAAGAUGUCAUGUUCGAGAGAGACUACGUGGUUGUCGAGAGGAGGCACGUCGAGGUCAACGCGCUGGCAGAUGAGCUGGCCGCGAACGAGAAGCUGGCAUCGCAGAGUCCCACGUCACUGAGGUCGAAGCCGCUGGCUCGGCACUUUUCGCAGCAGGGCGCCCCGACCUCGACGACGGGAGCCGUCGCCGCUCCCACGUCGCGGACGCAGCUUGUGGCGCAGGGCCGAGCCGCCCCAGACCGCCGCUCAUCGUACGAGAAGGCGCUGUCUGCGAGCCCCGGAUCGGCUUCGAGCGCCAUCACCAAGGCCAUUCAAGAUGCCAGUCUCCGUCUCUUUGGCGUCAGGGUGCCCAUCCGCACCAAGGGGCAAUCUCCGCCAACCUACCUUCCGUACCCGGCCUAUCCGACGCCGCCGACCUCGGCCGGCCUACUUGGAGACGGCAAGAGCAUCGCGUCGGAGGACGAAGACGCCCGCUCCGCGCAGGCCAUUGAAGACUUUGCCACCCGAAGCGACUGUGUCUACGGAUUCGCCGAGGUCAAGUAUAAGCAGCUUGUCCCCAUGGCGCCAUCCACAGACCACGGGCUCGGCGGCGUUGGGGCCGACCAACUGUCUGUGGACGACGACGGCCUGACAGCCGAGGCCGUUGUGGCCCUCUCUGAAGAGGCCUUGGUCCUCUAUGUCAAGUCGCUUUCCCUACUGGCACGGGCCAUGGACAUUGCCAGCAUCUGGUGGUCCAAGAAGAGCAGAGGAGACGUCUCCUCCGGCCUCUCGGCUGUUGUCUCGGAAUCCAUAGUCCAGCGCAUCAAUGCGGUGGUCCAAUGGGUUCGGCAGCGUUUCAACGAGGUCCUGGAGAAAUCCGAGAUUGUACGCCUCAAGCUCAUUGAAGCCCAGAAGGUGCUUCCAGAGGACCACCCGAGCCAUCCGUCAAACCAAGGCAUGGAGUCGAACCUGUCCGCCGCAGGAGCGGGAAUGGACCAGGUAUAUCUCACACCUGGAAUCACGGCGGAAAAGCUCAUGUACGAUCGGGCCCUCGAGAUGAGUCGUGCUGCGGCCAUUGACGAGGUGACGAAUGAGAACCUGCAGGGCUGUGAGAUUUCAUACAUCACCGCUAUUCGCAUGCUCGAGGCCGUGUUGGACAGCGGCGACGACGCAGGCCUUUCGAGGACCAGGGAGAGCUGCAGCGACCUUGAGAGCGACGAGGAAGCUCAUAUUCGGAAGAUGAUUUCCAUGAUUACUGGCCGACUAUCCAUGGUCCGCAAGAAGCAGCACAUGAUUGCCGAGGCGAACAGCAAGACGCAGCCACUAACCCGUCGACGAAGCGGCGACGUCACGCCUCGCAGUCCCCUCUCGCAGACGUCGUCGUGA